UGAACAGUAAAAUACUGCAACCUUGUGGGAACAGUGGGUAGUUCACAUGAGGUCUAAUUUCUCCUAUAGUCCUGAAUGCAGCAUGGCAGCUGAUAGACGUGUUCAAGGGUCGACCGGAAGUCUGGAGGCUUUAGUUUCCCGUCAUGUCUUCUUCUUCCUCCUCUUCUUCCUCCUCCUCCCCCUCUUCUUCUUCUUCUUCUCCUCGUCGUCUGUGAACAUCUUCCUGGUGAAUGUCAGUUUUCAUGGUUUCAGAAAACACGUCAUCGUGUUGACGGUCGAAGGAGCAGCAGAUCCCCGCGGAGGGAGAGUAACUGUCGCGGGGCUGGAGUCGCUUCUGCCGGGGAGGUAAUCUCAGAGAGGGACAGAAGACACGUCUCAGGAAAGGAUCCUGACCCGACUGCAGACACCAUGAGGUGACGACUGUAGCACCUUGUGUUUCUGCCAACGUGGACUUAUGGCAAGGAUCACUCUGUCCUGCCUGCCGGCCUCUUGGUACUGCAGCGUGUCCCUGCUGUCCCUGGGCUGCGCUCCCAGACAGAGGCUGCUGCUGCUGCUGCUCCUCUUCAUCAUCUCCACGCUCCUCAUCUUCGGGACCAACCAGAGGCUGCUAUGGGGCCCCCAGCGACAGCCUGGGGCCCAUUACAACAAGUACCUCUCUGUUGCAGAGGCAAUGGAGGCCACUGACAUCCUCAACCCUUCUCUGAAUUAUGGGAUUGUGGUGGACUGUGGCAGCAGCGGCUCUCGGGUGUUUGUGUACUACUGGCGCCCGCACAACGGGAACCCCCACACCCUGCUGGACAUCCGGCAGAUGAAGGACCACGAACACAAACCUGUGGUGAAGAAGAUCAAACCUGGCAUCUCCACUCUGGCCAAGUCCCCGACGCAGGCCAGUAACUACCUGCAGCCGCUCCUCAGCUUCGCCGCCGCUCACGUCCCGAGGAUCAAACACAAGGAGACGCCGCUCUACAUCCUGUGCACCGCCGGCAUGAGGCUGCUGCCAGAGAGUCAACAGGCAGCGAUCCUGGAGGACCUGGUCAGUGACGUCCCUCUGGAGUUUGACUUCCUGUUCUCCAGCUCGCAUGCUGAGGUCAUCUCUGGGAAGCAGGAGGGCGUGUAUGCAUGGAUUGGCAUCAACUUUGUGUUGGGCCGCUUUGAUCACGCUGACGAUGAGGACGCCACAGUCGAGGUGACGACCGGGUCUCAGAACCAGCAGCCAAUCAGCAGGCGGCGUACAGUGGGAAUCAUGGAUAUGGGAGGAGCUUCUCUGCAGAUUGCCUAUGAGGUUCCCAGUGCCAUCACCUUCAUCUCACCACAAGAGGAGGAGGCAGGGAAGAGUGUCCUGGCAGAGUUCAAUCUGGGCUGUGACGUGGACCACACACAACACGUGUACCGGGUCUACGUCACCACGUUCCUCGGCUUCGGAGGGAACAUGGCCAGGCAGCGGUACGAGGACCAGCUGCUGAACAAGACAUUCGCCAAGAACAGGUUCCUCACCACGCAGACGGGCCUGACCGAGGACAAACCCUACCUGGACCCGUGUCUGCCGGUCGGGCUGUCGGACACGGUGGUCAGGGAGAACCGCACCUUGUACCUGAGGGGUCAGGGAGCCUGGGCUGAGUGUCAGCGUUCUGUCCUGCCCUUCCUCGGCCUCCACAACGGAACCAUGUCCCCAGGGGGCGUGUAUCAGGCUCCGAUCAACUUCAGCAACAGUGAGUUCUACGGCUUCUCUGAGUUCUACUACUGCAUGGAGGACGUGCUGAGGAUCGGAGGACAGUACGACAGUGAGAAGUACUCCAGAGCUGCUACGGACUACUGCGCCACCAGGUGGUCGACCCUGAAGCAGCGUCUGGACGACCAGCUCUUCGCUCAGCAGGCCGACAUCAGCCGACUCAAGCAUCAGUGCUUCAAGUCGGCCUGGAUGUACGAGGUGCUGCACUCUGGGUUCCGGUUCCCCCCCGACUACCCCAGUCUGAAAACGGCUCAGCUGGUUUACGACAAGGAGGUCCAGUGGACGCUGGGAGCCAUCCUGUAUAAGACCCGCUUCCUGCCUCUCAGGGACCUGCAGCAGGAGACGCUGAGACAGAACCACCCCAGCUGGCUGCGCUCCUCCUUCCUCUACAACCACCACCUGUUCUCCCUCUGCAUCCUGGUGGUGGUGCUCGCCAUCCUGCUCUACAUCCUGCGCCUGCGGAGGAUCCACCAGCGGGAGAGUCGUCAGGCCGAGGCCCUGAGCCUCCUCUGGGUCGAGGAGGGAGACGCCCUCCUCCCCUGAGGAAGAUGCAACAGCAACAACAAUUUACUGUAACCUCAAAUCCAACACUAAAGACUGUGAGGAUAAUCAGGAUCCUGAUGAUUCCAGAGCAGCCAGAGGCGACGUGUGGGGGGGGGGG
Messenger RNA from Pleuronectes platessa (European plaice), 2390 nucleotides. Its product is annotated as ectonucleoside triphosphate diphosphohydrolase 7. Gene Ontology annotation, cellular component: membrane. Gene Ontology annotation, biological process: nucleoside diphosphate catabolic process. Gene Ontology annotation, molecular function: nucleoside diphosphate phosphatase activity. Bases 455 to 2272 code for a protein of 605 amino acids. The record is from RefSeq and is a predicted model, not a curated record. NCBI's taxonomy places the organism in Eukaryota, Metazoa, Chordata, Actinopteri, Pleuronectiformes, Pleuronectidae. The transcript has 14 exons.